UUGUUGUUGUUUUGAGAAAAUAAUUAAAGUAUCUCGGUACGAAUAACUCGCACUAGAUCUAUAAAUUACGUUAAUUUAUUCCGUUUUUUCACCAUUUGUGAUCGUCGAAGCAAACAUUUCAAUCUAAAGGCAAUAUUAUCGGAAAAGGCUAUUUCCGACAAAAAUGUCAACUUCAUCACCAACAUCGACAACACAUUCUAAUAACACCAUCAAUGUAAAAGUUGAUUGUAAAAACAACGAUCCUCAUAGAACCGAUAUGCAAAAGAUCGAACAAGUCGCCAUACAUAAUUCAAAUCCGACACCAUCAAUCAUUUCAUCGGCAACACCACGUGUCGUUCAUUUUGCCGAAUCAUUAGAUCAUGAAUCAGAAGAAAAAAAUGAUUAUUCUGUUUAUCAUACGACAAGUGUUAGCGAACGACCGUUAUCGGCAAAACAAGAAAAUGAAUCGAAUCCAACUCAAUCGAGUAGUUAUUCAUCCAUGUAUUUAUCUCCACAAGAAUUACCAUUUCAAUUGUUAAGUCGUUCAUCGCCUAAUAGUCCAAUUGGAAGCAAUGUAUCGAUUGUUGGCAGUCUAAUGUCGCAUGGAUCAAAUGGACGGAAAUCCAACAUCGGUGGUAAUGGCGGUGGAUCGACAAACUGGAGACUACGCACCAAAUAUUAUUCAAAACGUCGGGGACAAGAAAGAUCAAUAGAUCGUGAGCGUCAGCCAUCGAUUUGUUCUGAUUCAGAAACGGAUAGUAUUAAUGGCCAGCAAAAGAUUGAGGACAUCCUGAAAUCAUGUGGUAAUACAAAAAAAUGGAGUUUACCAUUGCCGAUGGUCAUACGUAGCUCAGAAUCGGAUUCUGCAUCCUCAUCAUGGUCUGCAAGAUCGGCUGAUGAAGCUACCGAAGAUGAACGAAGCCCAGUACCAAGUCCAUCAGCAUCUACCCAUAGUAAUGAAGAAUAUCUGACUACAAUUAGUGGCAACGAAUCAAACAAUAUAAAAUCCCAAGCAUUAUCGCCAACGACAUCAGACAAAAUGUCGGAAUUAUCAAAAAAAUCUGAAAUCAUUAUCGUGAGUCAACCUGAUAAGAAUAUGGAAACAAAUAAAAAACAUACAUCAUCGCUUUCAUCGAUGCCAGCAACAACAUCGAUGGAUGCAUCAUCAAACAUUAUGGUACAUGAAGAUUCUGAAUCUAGUAAAUCCAAGAAAGACAAAGGAAAAUCACGAAGAAAAAAGAAAAUGUCGCGUGCAGCUGAAUCGCAUAGUUUCCAACGAAUGAAAACAACCAACUAUGGCCGUUGCAUUAUUUGUGAUGCAUAUGUCUAUUUCUGGGGGUUUGAAUGUACACAGUGCCAAUUGAUAUGCCAUAAGAAAUGUUUAAAAAAGAUGGCCAUUAUGUGCCCUCAGGCACCACUACCUCCUCGUUCAUCUAUAUUGAAUAUGGAACUUGAUUCGCUUUCAUCAGAUGAAAUGGUUCCGUUAUUAGUGCAAAAAUGUACAAUGGAAAUCGAACGUCGUGCUAUAACAAGGCCAGGCAUAUAUCGAAUGACUGGAGUAGCGUCACGUGUGGAAAAAUUGCUUAAAAGUUUUGAAAGUGGUCCUCAUCUUAUUGAUCUCACUGAUGUAUCCGCUAAUGAUCUUACUUCUGUUCUUAAAGUUUUUCUUCGUGAGCUCAAAAUACCAUUGAUCUCCAAUAUUGUCUACAAAGAUUUCAUUGAUCUAGGACGAAUAUAUCGAUUGGAUAGUGAUAUUAGUCAGGAUGGACUCACAAUUGGCGGCACAUCACAAUUGAUACAGAAAAUUCAUAUUGCCUUGAACCAAUUGACUCCACAUCAUCGUGCCACAUUAAAACACAUGAUACAACAUUUAACCCAUGUUGUUGAACAUCAGGAACAGAACAAUAUGUCUCCGGCUGCUUUAGGAAUCAUCUUUGCACCAACAUUUUUCCGGCCACGCGAUACAAUCAAUGAUCUUCAAACUGAAGUAUUCGAAGCGGCACCACAAGCACGAAUUAUUGAAUUAAUGAUUCGAUUUUAUAUACAAAUUUUCGAAAUGGAAACCGAUUUAAUUGAUGAACCUGUCACCAAUCUAUCAUCCUUAUCAUUACAUCAACAAAAAGAAUCUGUAACAUGUACGAUUAAAGAACCAAUUGCGACAUUAUCAACAUCUUUAUCUUUAUCAUCUUCGACAAUGACCCACCAGAAUAGAAACUUCGAACAACAAUUGGAUAACUCUUCUUUGACAUCAGCAACGAAACCAAUUUCAACAUCACAACCAUUAUCGACAUCAACAAUUGUCAAUCAAACAUCAUUUGUACUGUCACCACCAUUAACAUCAAUUAAUCCAUCAAUAUCGAUAAAAAAGGAUUCUUCCUUCAAACAACAAGCCCUGGAAAACAAUAAUGAAUCCACAUCGAAUCAUCAUUCUCAAUUUCAACGAAACAAUCAGAUUAUUGAUAGAUUAUCAUCCCCAUCAAUAUCAACAUCAUCAUCGGCAACAACCAAUACAUCAUCAUCUGAAUCACAUACACCACAAACACGAACAAGACAGUGUUACAAUUGUUCACGAACAACAACAUUUACAUUUGAUUAGAAUUCUUGAAAUACUGUAGAC
Dermatophagoides farinae (American house dust mite) is the source of this 2596-nucleotide messenger RNA. RefSeq lists its product as uncharacterized. Gene Ontology annotation, molecular function: GTPase activator activity. NCBI's taxonomy places the organism in Eukaryota, Metazoa, Arthropoda, Arachnida, Sarcoptiformes, Pyroglyphidae. The record is from RefSeq and is a predicted model, not a curated record. Gene Ontology annotation, biological process: signal transduction; activation of GTPase activity.